Messenger RNA from Lutra lutra (Eurasian river otter), 3970 nucleotides. RefSeq names its product protein kinase N3 (gene PKN3). Lineage: Eukaryota; Metazoa; Chordata; Mammalia; Carnivora; Mustelidae. Gene Ontology annotation, molecular function: protein serine/threonine kinase activity; small GTPase binding; ATP binding. Gene Ontology annotation, biological process: signal transduction; protein phosphorylation. The record is from RefSeq and is a predicted model, not a curated record. Bases 968 to 3730 code for a protein of 920 amino acids. The transcript has 22 exons.
AAUCACCCCCAAGUGACUCAGAGCCUCCAGUCAGGCCAGCGCAUGAGCACGUCCGAAUCCGCAGUCAGGGCCACCGGGAUGGGCCCCAAAGUUUCCUACAAUCGGUUCUUCCCCGUGGGACCGUAAGACCAUGGGAAUCUGUCUGGAAAGCAAAGGGGGGUCGUGGGGGCACACUGGGCCAGUCCUGGGGGGAGAGGAAUGUGUGUGCACGCAGGGGGAAGAGGCCCGGGGAGGGGGCCAAUCUCUGCGCACUUGUGGGGGUCCUCCCCAGAUCACAAAGGCAUGUGGGGAUUGGACACGAGAAUGGGGGGUUCUGGCCCAACACCUGGGAGGGAACCUUGGGUCCACAGAGGGUUCUAGUCCAAGUGGCGAGGGGGGAGCCCAGGGUGGGGGCGCCCUUAGUGGGGGCUGGUGGACACAGCAGCCAAAGCUGUGUGUUUGUCUGUCAGUGGGCGGGGAGGGGGGAGGUCCACCCAGAGCAAAUGGGGUGGGGUCCCAGCUAUAGAGCUGAGAGGCGGCCUGUGUCCUUGGCAGGAUGCCAGAGCAGUUAGGACCGUGGGGAAUGCCAAGGGUAAAGUGUAAAGUGUCCCCCAUAAGACUCCUGGAGAACCCCCACCCAGUGUCUUAGGCAGCCUUAAGCACUCCCUCUGCCCCCUCCCACCCCCUUCCUCCGGAGGUCCCUCAGCCUGUUUCAGCCGUGGCUUGUACACAUUUUCCUAUUUCCUGUGAACCUCCGCCCAACAGCGGCAGCUGGGUGACUCAGGACCCUGGUGGCCGGGCCCCCCGCUCCAUGGGAUCUUUGUUUGCUCAGGCCUUUGGCUCUGGCCCUCUGGCCUAGGGCCCUCAAAGGAUUUCCUGAGUCCCGCCCCUGCCCUCUGACAGCCAGGCCAGCAGGCCAGUGCAGGCCUGGGGUCGGAUGGGGGUGUCCCUGAGGCUGGGUUGGCACCCCUAGCACUGGGCGCAAGAGAUGGAGACCCAAGAGCCUGGAGCCGACCAGCGGCCCCCUGAGGCUGAGAAAGAGGUGAUCCGCCGGGCCAUCCAGAAGGAGCUGAAAAUCAAGGAGGGGGUAGAGAACCUGCGGAGGGUAGCCACGGACCGCCGCCACCUGGGCCACGUGCAGCAGCUCCCGCGUUCCUCCAACCGCCGCCUGGAGCAGCUACACGGAGAGCUGAGGGCGCUGCACGCGCGCAUCGUGCUGCCGGACCCCGGGCCGGGCCUGGCCGAGCCUGUGGCCCCAGGCCCGCCGCCCCCCGUGGAGCAGCCCAGGGCUCGGCACCUAGAGGCUCUCCAGAGGCAGCUGCAGGUGGAGCUGAAGGUGAAGCAGGGGGCGGAGAACAUGACCCGCACGUAUGCCACCGGCACACCCAAGGAGAGGAAACUCUUGGCAGCGGCCCAGCAGAUGCUGCGGGACAGCCAGCUGAAGGUGGCCCUGCUGAGGAUGAAGAUCAGCAGCCUGGAGGCCAGUGGGGCCCCGGAACCAGGUCCCGAGCUGCUGGCAGAGGAGCUGAGACACCGGCUACGCGUUGAGGCCGCUGUGGCUGAGGGAGCCAAGAAUGUGGUGAAGCUGCUGGGUGGCCGGCGAACGCACGACCGGAAGGCGCUGGCCGAGGCUCAGGCCCAGCUCCAGGAGUCCUCCCAGAAGCUGGACCUCCUGCGGCUGGCCUUGGAACAGCUGCUGGAGGGACUUCCUCCCGCUCAUCCUCUGCGUGGCCGAGUGACGCGGGAGCUGCGGACCGCUGUGUCUGGGAAGCCCCAGCCCUCGGGAGUGCUUGUGAAGCCCACCGCUGUGACAGGGACGCUGGAGGUCCGCCUCCUGGGCUGUGUGCAGCUGCUGACAGCUGUGCCUGGACGGUCCCCAGCGGCCUCGGUGGCUGGGAGCCCCUCCCAGGGCUGGCUCCGGGGCAGGGCCAAGCCGCAGCGUGGUGGAGGAGAUCUGGCCAGUGAGGUGCUGGCCGUGCUGAAGGUGGACAAUCGUGUCGUGGGCCAGACUGGCUGGGGGCCGGUGGCCAAGCAGUCCUGGGACCAGACCUUUAUUGUCCCCCUGGAGCGGGCCCGGGAGCUGGAGAUCGGGGUGCGCUGGCGGGACUGGCGGCAGCUGUGUGGCGUGGCCUUCCUGCGGCUGGAGGACUUCCUGGACAAUGCCUGUCACGAGCUCUCCCUCAGUCUGGUGCCCCAGGGCCUGCUCUUUGCCCAGGUGACUUUCUGUGACCCUGUCAUUGAGAGGAGGCCCCGGCUGCAGAGGCAGAAACGCAUUUUCUCCAAACGCCGAGGUCAGGACUUCCUGAGGGCUUCGCAGAUGAACCUCAGCAUGGCGGCCUGGGGACGCUUGGUCAUGAGCCUGCUGCCUCCCUGCAGCUCCCCAAGCACAAUCAGCCCCCCCAAAUCGUGCCCCGAGACCCCAUCCACACCCCGGGCUGACCCUGCCUCGCCCAGUCAUUUCCCACCCAAGAAGAGCCCCUUGGGAGAAGAGACAAGGCCCCCGCCCAAGCCCCCACGCCUCUACCUGCCCCGGGAGCCGACCCCCGAGGAGAUCCCGCGCACCAAACGUCCCCACAUGGAGCCUAGGACACGUCUUGGGCCGCCUCCUCCUGCCUCAGUCACCAGGAGAGCCCCCCGGCUUCAGGACUUCCGCUGCUUGGCCGUGCUGGGCCGGGGACACUUUGGGAAGGUCCUCCUGGUCCAGUUCAAAGGCACGGGGAAAUACUACGCCAUCAAAGCACUCAAGAAGCAGGAGGUGCUGAGCCGGGAUGAGACGGAGAGCCUGUAUUGCGAGAAACGCAUCCUGGAGGCCGUGGGCCGCACGGGGCACCCCUUCCUGCUCUCCCUCCUUGCCUGCUUCCAGACCUCCAGCCAUGCCUGCUUCGUGACCGAGUUUGCAGCUGGUGGCGACCUCAUGAUGCAGAUCCACGAGGAUGUCUUCCCUGAGCCCCAGGCCAGUCCUGGGCCUGAACUCCCUCCGCCACCCGCGCCCCCGCCCCAUGCCGCUCACAGGUUCUACCUGGCCUGUGCGGUCCUCGGGCUGCAGUUGUUACAUGAGAAGAAGAUCAUUCACAGGGACCUGAAGUUGGAUAACCUUCUGCUGGAUGCCCAGGGUUUCCUGAAGAUCGCAGACUUCGGGCUGUGUAAGGAAGGGAUCGGCUUUGGGGACCGGACGAGCACGUUCUGUGGCACCCCAGAGUUCCUGGCCCCGGAGGUGCUGACCCAGGAGGCCUACACACGGGCUGUGGACUGGUGGGGGUUGGGUGUGCUGCUCUAUGAGAUGCUGGUGGGUGAGUGCCCAUUCCCCGGAGACACGGAAGAGGAGGUGUUUGACUGCAUUGUCAAUGCGGAUGCCCCAUAUCCCCGCUUUCUGUCAGUGCAAGGUCUCGAGCUCAUUCAGAAGGUGGGCAGUGCCUGGGGCCAAGUGGCCUCUGUGAGCCCCUGUCUUCUGGCCCAGCUCCUGCAGAAGUGCCCGGAGCAGCGCCUGGGGGCAGGUGAGCAGGAUGCGGAGGAGAUCAAAACCCAGCCCUUCUUCAGGACCACCGACUGGCAGGCCCUACUCGCCCGCUCCGUCCGACCCCCGUUCCUGCCCACACUCUGUGGCCCUACAGACCUGCGCUACUUCGAGGGCGAGUUCACGGGGCUGCCGCCAGCCCUGACCCCGCCUGACCCCCACUGCCCCCUGACCGCCCGCCAGCAGGCCGCCUUCCGAGACUUCGACUUUGUGUCUGAGAGAUUCCUGGGGCCCUGAGGGCCUCUCGGGUGCGUCCGCCCUGUCUCCCCAGCUGCGUGCCCUGCCCUGGAGGCCUGGGCCUCCCUGGGUUAUUUGUGGGUCUUGGGCCUUGAAGUGGCAGUUGUGGGGGGGCUCUCCGCCGCCACCACCUCCCUCUGCCCAGGAGACCUGGACCAGAAAGGGCAGCACAGCAAAGAGCAGUUGGUUUUUUUAAUACUUGACUUGCUUUAUAGAUUAUUAAACUUAUAAAACUGUGCA